AUUCAGCUGUUAGAAGUGACUCAGGAGGACAAGUUCAUGAUUUUAGUCUUCCCUGUAGGAACACACAGUAUUGUUGCUAUAAUAUGGCUCUAGAUGAAACAAAAACAAUGAAACCUGCUCAACGGGCCAUAAGGAAGAUCAGAACUGUAACUUUAGUGUCCAGCUUAACGAAAGGUUGGCAACAAUGGGCGACUGAAAAUUCUAAAAAGCAAGCAGAAGAACCCUCAGGUUGGGUGCCUAACACUGAAGGUGAGGUUAUGGAGAACCACAAGUCAACGUUGAAAGUUGAGUUGAAACCUGCAGUUGUUGUUGCACCAAGAAAAGAUGUUGAAACGAUGGCAGAAAAAAAUGAAGAAACACACAUCAAAACAAAAUCUGUGACAAAAAGUUUUGAGAGCAAAGCCCAGGAGAGAGGAAUGGAUAUUGGUUCAUUGGCUGAAAAAUAUGAAAAAGAUCCCAGUAGCCAGAAAUACGAUGAAUGUAUGCUGGAUAAACUACUGCAAGGCAAUGUGUCUCCAACCCGGAGAAGGAAGUGCUCAAAUCUGGUGUCCAAACUUACCAAAAGUUGGAAACAGAUUGAACAAGAUGAUGAAGGAACCGAAACAUCUUCCAAUACUUUGCCAAAGCUUGCCGAGUGUCGAAGUGAAAGCCUAGAAACCGAAGACAGUGGCUAUGGAGAGAGUGAGGACGUCAAACCAGAUAAAGAGAAGGUAGAAAUCACAGAAGAGAAGAAGGAGGAAGCUGCAAGAAUUAAGCGGUCAUAUAAUUCACAGAAUAACAAGGCAGUAUCAGAACAUAACAACAUUAACAAAGCCCACAAGCGGUACAGCCAAGUGAACAACGUCAAGGGGAGGUGGGAGAAGUGGUCAGGUGAACACGUGGAGAACCAAAAGCUGAACCCUUUCAGUGAUGAAUUUGACCAUGACUUUGCAAAGUCUCAGAGGCUACAAAAGGGCGACGAGGGCUAUGGACGUCCAAAGGAAGGAACAAAGACAGCUGAAAGAGCUAUGAGGGCAGAAGCACACAUACAUCGGGAAAUGAGAGAUCUCUGCUUCAUCAUCUCCACCCUUGCCGAACCAGGAAGAGAUGGGAAGGUACAAGUCACGUUUGGUGAACUUUUUGACAGAUACGUGCGGAUCUCCGACAAAGUGGUGGGAAUCCUUCUGAGAGCCAGGAAACAUGGGAUGGUGGAUUUCCUGGGAGAAAUGUUGUGGCAGGGAAGAGACGAUGAUGUGAUAAUAACAUUGCUGUGACAAACAAAUUUAAGUGACUGAUCAUUUUUU
Molecule: messenger RNA, 1283 nt
Organism: Rana temporaria (common frog)
Lineage: Eukaryota; Metazoa; Chordata; Amphibia; Anura; Ranidae
Gene: ABRA
Product: actin binding Rho activating protein
Exons: 2
Coding region: 84-1253 (389 amino acids)
Biological process (GO): positive regulation of Rho protein signal transduction; positive regulation of transcription by RNA polymerase II
Cellular component (GO): sarcomere
Molecular function (GO): actin binding
Source: RefSeq, a predicted model, not a curated record